AUUCACCCUAACAUCUCCAUCUCCUCAGUACAAUACAAUUUUCAACUACAUCUCUCCAACACCCUCCCAUGGCUGCCCCAAACCAAGUCCAAAUCCCCAUCCCCACGGAUCAAAGCCCACCCAACAUCAUCAAUCACCUUCAUGAAGAGGAAUUCGACUACUCACAAAGGUCACAGUGGCUCCGAGCUGCUGUGCUCGGGGCCAACGACGGCUUAGUAUCCGUCGCAUCAUUAAUGAUGGGAGUUGGAGCCUUUAAAGGCGACGCCACCGCCAUGAUUCUCACCGGCUUUGCGGGACUCUUCGCCGGCGCAUGUAGCAUGGCGAUAGGCGAAUUUGUUUCAGUGUAUUCUCAGCUGGACAUUGAGGUUGAGCAGAUGAAGAGAGAGAAGAGGUCUACGGCUGUGACUCAUAUUGGAGUGGUUGAUUAUGAACAGAAUGUUGAAGAGAAUGAGAAGCUACCUAACCCUUUGCAGGCUGCGCUGGCUUCGGCGCUCGCGUUUUCGUCGGGAGCCAUCGUGCCGUUGCUUGCGGCUGGGUUUAUAAGUGAGUACAAGGUGAGGGUAGGGGUGGUGGUGGCGGCGACCACGUUGGCGCUGGCGGCGUUUGGUGGCAUCGGGGCGGUGUUGGGAAGGAGUGGGGUGGUGAGGUCUUGCGGUAGGGUGGUGGUGGGAGGGUGGAUGGCCAUGGCUAUCACAUUUGGUCUCACUAAGUUGCUGGGCUCUAGUGGUUUGGAGAUGUGAUUGCAGGCUGCUUGCUUUAUAUAUUAAAUACGUGCUUUAUGUUGUUGUGUGUAUCGUAUGUGUCUGUGUGUGUGUGUUUUGGUUUGUAAACACUUUGAAUUUGUUGCUCAAUAAAUUCAACAAUGUUUAUUGCAUGCAU
Messenger RNA from Sesamum indicum (sesame), 879 nucleotides. The record is from RefSeq and is a predicted model, not a curated record. NCBI's taxonomy places the organism in Eukaryota, Viridiplantae, Streptophyta, Magnoliopsida, Lamiales, Pedaliaceae.